Molecule: messenger RNA, 2569 nt
Organism: Oryctolagus cuniculus (rabbit)
Lineage: Eukaryota; Metazoa; Chordata; Mammalia; Lagomorpha; Leporidae
Source: RefSeq, a predicted model, not a curated record
GACCGCGGGCCGCGACCCGGGGGUGGGGAGCCCGGGCGGACGCGCGGCGCCGGCGAGCCGGGAGAGCGGGAAGCCCGCGGGGGCGGGGCGCUAGCCGACGGCCAGGUGCGGGCGAGGCGAUGCGGGCGGUCGGAGGGCGCUCGUAGCCCGGGCCCCGCGUGCAGGGCGCCGCGGGCCGGGCCGCGCCUCCACCGGGCUGCGCGCGGGGCGGGCCGGCUGCACCAGCGCCCGGCAUGUCGCAGGGGCUCCCGGCCGCUGGCGGCGUCCUGCAGAGGAGCGUCGCGGCGCCGGGGCAUCAGCAGCAGCCGCAGAGCCCUGAGGAUGAUGACAGGAAGGUGCGAAGGAGAGAAAAAAACCGAGUUGCUGCUCAGAGAAGUCGGAAGAAGCAGACCCAGAAGGCUGACAAACUCCACGAGGCUGAGCUCCGACAGGCAACCUCGUGGCAACCAGGACCAUUUUCAGAGUUUUUGUUUCCUAUCUCUGCUUCGAGAGAAGACAAGAACCCCUAUUUCAGCCAAUCUGCUAACAGGACCUCUGUAUGAGAAGAAGCUGGAAAUACAAGACUGCCUGAAUCCAGUGCCAAAACACUGGUGCUCACCGCACCUGUCGGAAGUAAUGCACUAACAAUGGUAACAUUAGCUGAGCACCUACUAUGGGGUCCACUCAUGAUUCCAAAUGAUUUACAUGUUUUGCAACGACUCAUGAGGUGGAUAUUGGUCUUACUUCCACCUUACAGAUGAGAGAAGUGAGGCUGAAGGAAGUUAAAGAACUUUUAUUCAAUGUCUCACAUUUUUUAAUGGUAGAUCCAGAGCACACACACAAGUAUGCAUGGUUUGCUCAAGUGAGGGGAGAGGACUUUAGAAAGAGGUGACAGCAAGUACGAGACUGACUCUGCCCCCGACUUUUAACUUAUUUUUUUGCUGCAAAAGGGAACUUGGAUGGCUAAGUUUACAAGUCAGAGCACUCUUUACAGCGAAAAGUUCAAGGUUGCUGUUUAGUUGUGCAAUAUUUAAAGUCCGCAGUUGCAAGGCGCGAGCAGGGGCCGGGACUGGCCGGCCGGCCGGGGAGGAGCCGAGAGCGAAGAGGAACGGAGCUCAGGAGACUGCAGCCGCUGGGAGACUCCGCCCGCCCGGGUCCUGCUCCCCUCAGGGCGGCUCCACCCUCCGCAGAGCUCACAGCAGGGAAAAGCAGGGAGCAGGGAGGGAUCCCAGGGGGAGGGAGCGAGUGUCCUUCGCGUCUACUUUCUGCGCCCUUGGAAUCGGGUCCUUUGGGGGCGGCUGAGUCCACGCGCGUGCAGGAUCCCGGGUCCCGGGUCCUCGGGGAGGGUUCAGGAGUGGCCUGGCUCGCAGCGCCACCUCGCGGCCGCUGGAGGUCUCUACGGGGCCGCUCUGCCAAAGACUAUUGGCGCCUGGCGCGCACCUGCCCACCUCCCCAGACUGCCGAGGGUCGGGUUGGCUUUCCCCAGAGGCAUCGAGCCCAGACUGACUGUGGGGUGCCAAGCCAAGAGCACAGCUGUCUGGAUCCGGGAACUGUGCUCCCCUAGCCCCCUGGCUGUCACAGGGCAGCAUAAUGGAGAGUAGGCGUACGGGAAACUAGCCCCGUGGCUUCCAAACUUAUGUCGCUGGGUCUCUUCAGACCUCCUCCCCCGGAUGGUGUGGCAAGGCCUCUGGGACAAGGCCUGCAAAUAGUGGGGACUUAGUCCCUCUCUGACAGCAUCAAAUGCAGCAGGCAAUGCCGCUGGAAUCCAGGCUCGGCACCUAGCAGAUGCCCUGGGCAUGCUGCAAACCGGCAGUGGAGCUUCCUGGCUCCACUUUAGUAGUGGGACAGAGCCAGUGUUAAAAUUUGCCUGUUUUCUUUUUUACGCCCCCCCCCCCUUUUAAAAAAAAGAUUUAGUUAUUCACUUAUUUGCAAGAGUGGGGGUGGGGAGAGAGACAUAGAGCAAGAGAGAGAUAUUCCAUCUGCUGGUUCACUCCCUAGAUGGCUGCAAUGGCCAGGGCUGGGCCAGGCUGAAGCCAGGAGCCAAGAGCUUUAUCCAGUCUCUCACAUGGGUGGCAGGGGUCCAAACACUUGGAUCAUCUUCUUCUGCUUUUACUAGGCACAUUAACAGAGAGCUGGAUUGGAAGUGGAGCAGCUGGGACUCGAACCGGCGCCCACAUGGGAUGCAGCAUCAUAGCUGGAGGCUUCAUGUGCUACACCACAAUGCCGGCCCCUUUGCCUGUUUCCCUAGAUGAUGACAAUCCAGGCUGCCUAGCAGGCCAUGGAGAAAUAGCUGGCCCUUUCUUCAGUCCUCUUCAGCUGCUCCUAUGGGAGGUUCUCUUAGAACAAAACCAGCCCCCUUCCAGGAGGAAGCAUGCAGAAAGGCAGUAGUGUGGGUUCCAUGGGCCUGGGGUUCCUUGACCAGUGGGGAGCUGGGCGAAGCCACCUAGUGCUCCAAACCCUGUGUUCCUUGCCUGUAAACCAGGAGUAUGGAUUCCUACCUCCCUGGGCUUUUCUGGCAUUAAAUGAGCUUAUUCAUGUAAAACACUUGGCUGUUUUCGUGUGAAUCAUCACUGCCCCAGGAGUUAUUAAA